GCUCUAGUUGUGUAGACGUGUCAUUAGACUGCUGGAGGAGAACAUGUCUUGUCCCUAUAUAUAGGGAGUUAAUGCAUGUUGUGGGGAGUCUUUACCUUCCCUCAAGUUAAGAUAAGACAGCACUUCACGUUCAGAUUGUCACUUUCACCUGCCUUUGUCAGUCACGGCUGAAAUGGGCUGUCUGUAUGCGCGACACGACGCUUUAUUCCCAUUGGCUGUUUAGUGUUUAAGCGGAACGCUAUCAGCGUCCCAUUGGAGAGGAACCCGAAUUUCCCGAAGUUGCGAAGUUCGCGAGACGGAUCGCGCGUGGUGAAAUUAAACGUUAGCAGACGUGCGCAAUUCAUCUGAGGCCGUUUUAAGCACGGUGCUGUGCAGAGCCACAAGAGGGCCAUGUCUGAUAACAGCACCGGCAGCACUGGGUCAUCCAGUAAUAGCUGGACUCUGCUCUCUCCAGAGGAGGCUGCUGCUGACCCUACUGCACCAGUGGAUGAUGGGACAGAGAGUAUUGGAGAUGCACCCAGUCUUUCAGAAGAAAUAGCAGGAAGCUCUUUGGAGGUGAGGUCACUUGACCCCGAAACGCCAAUGGUGGAGAGUGUUUUGUCCGAGGUGGGUCACCAGGUCAGUGCUUCACCAACGAUUUGCCAGGAAACAUCUCCAGAUUUCUUUGAGGAAGUGGCAGCAUCUGGUCAUCCUGAUGUUGAGCUUGAUCCUGAGAUCCAUGCUCCUGUCAUCCAUGACACAAUCACCAGUUCUCCCCCUGACAGUGACCUUCUGGGUGCUGUUCCCUUCAGCAUCACUACAGAAUCAGCCUUUCAGUUUUCAGAGGAGUCGGUCCUUGAUGAAGCCACUGAAGAGGAAGUUGCUGAUAUCUCCCCUGGCCAGCAUGUUCCAGUCCAAGAAAGCCCCGCCCCUGGACCAGUGCCCAAAAUCACCUCCAGUCCCAAACCAUUCAGAGAAAUUAUCUCUUCUCCAGAUGUCCCUGUGAGCCCCAUCCCUGAAAUCAGUGAUUCUUAUACAGUCCCUGUGCUUGAUAUUCAUGCUGAUGUACAUCCUGCACCUGAAACCCCGCCUCUGGCCCCGCCCUCUGAGACUGAUACAGGUUUUGGUUCUACAAUAGAAAGCCACGCCCCUGACAGCCCUUACCCUGAAACCAUUGGUUCAGUUGAAACUGAGGAGGAGGAGGCUACCUUUGAGAAAGAAGACAUCGAGCUGCCAGAGAAAUUCCCAGAUGUUAUCAGAGAGCCAGAAUCUCUUGGUGCUGAACUUCCAGCGGGCAUCUCGGCAGAAGAUGAUGGUCUGAGGCUCCGACAUGUGCAACCUGCCGUAUUGUUGAAGCGAAGCUCAGAUGAGGAGGAAGAGGAAGAGGAAGAGGAAGAAUUCAAUCUGCCAGCGAGGAAAGAAGAGAAACGAGCUUUCUCUUUGAAUCAGCUGAUAGUGGGAGCUUUGGUCCUGCUCUGUGUUGGAUCAUUCUUUUUCUCCGGUUCUGUGGUUGACCUGUCUGAUGGUGAUUUUGAUGGCACAGAAUUGAGUGACCAGGAACUUCUUGAUAAACUUGCUCAAGAGAACAAACAAAUAAAUAUAUUAGAGGCUCAGAUUGAGGAUAUGGUCUUUGUCACUGAUCAGUCACAGAAAGAGGAGUUGGACCGGGCUCUGAAAAUGGCGGCAGAUAUGCAUAGCACGGAGAAGGGAGCUCUGGAAAAUGAGAACACUAAACUGAAAGAACAACUGUCUGAUCUGCCUGGUUUAAAAGAAGAACUACAGAUGCUGAGAGCUAGAGUUGCUGAGCUCACAAAGCUUACCGUUCAAGAAGACCUUCCACAGCAGCUCCCCGACUCUGGCCCGCCUUCCACUGGUGAGUCUAGUCCAGAAGGAACUGAGAAACACUGGGAUAAAAAAGAUGAACUCAAGCGUCAGAAAACUCUUUUGGAGGAAAGCCGGAAGAGGCUGGAGGGAAUGAAGAAACAGGGUUUGAGGGAGAGCUUGGUGGAGAUGCAGAAGAGACUCUCAAAACAGGUGGAUCAGCUGGGCAAGCAGGAAGAGAGGAAGAGGAAACACCAAGAGCACAAAGGGGAGAAGAAGGAAUGGGGCAGAAAGAAAGAACAUGACAGUCACUGGAAGAAGGAUGAGAUGGAAAGGGGAAAAGAGUGGAAGCAUGGUAAGGGCAAACAGAAAGACCAUCUCAAGAAGUACACAGAAGAGUGGGACCAGAAGAGAGAUGAGAGAAGGCACGAGAGAGAAAGGAGACAGAAGGAAAGACCUUGGAAGGCCAAACCAUCCAAGCAUCAUCACCACCACCACCAUGAGCAGGUAGACUUCUGGAAACACCAAGAAGAGAAGCUCAGGAGGAACCGACGUCCUGCCGAAGGCUGCCAUGGCACAUCCAACUGCGCUGAUGCAGAGGGACUUGUUCCAGUAAAGCUAGUAGAGUUUCAGGACCUUCUCGAGGUCUACCUAAACAAAAUAGAUGGUGUUCCACAGGAAAGCAAGGAGUCUCUCAGUCGCCUCACCGCUCAGUUCUUCAGCGGCGGUGUUUUUGCCCAUGAUAGAAUGCUCUUCAGCGAGUUUGCCGAGGAUGUUGCAGAUAUCCUGGAAGAUCUGGUAGAUGGUUUAGAAGACAAACAGCAUGAGAACGAUUCCCUGGAAGAAGAGGUGGAGGAGUUCGAAAAAGAGGCUCUGCUUCAGUUUGCCGCCCCUUUGGCAUAAUUGGUGUUGCCUCCCAACACAGAAACUUGGUUGAAUGGAUUGAAAAAUACACAAAGAAAAGGAAAGCAAAAAGAAACAAUCUUACCUGUUACUUGCCUCCGUCUUCACGGACUGUAGAUGUAGUUUAAUGCCUUGUGUGUGAGGAGUUUUCUUGUCAUUAGUGAAGUCCCAGAUGUGCGUUGGGUGUUAUGUUGUAUGCUACCUCCGUUAGUCCUGUUCUUCAACGCCAAACCCUUUGACUCUUGCUUGCUGUGUAAAGUGUCAGUCAUCUUAAGUGUUGCCACAUGAGUGAAACUGCUUCACUUGUAGAUGGAUCAAUCAUUUAGUACAUAAUGAGUUGUGAACGAGAUUAACACUAAACUGGAUAAGUGCAAUGAGAUUGCUGGAGAAUGUCCCUUUAUAGUUGUCUGAAUGGCAAAAAUGUACUUUAAAAACGAUGUAGAAUGUCUCAACUUUCCAGCAAAUUCUUUUUAUUUAAUUUUUAUUAUUAAAACCCUGGUUUCUUUGCACCUA
Carassius gibelio (silver crucian carp) is the source of this 3216-nucleotide messenger RNA. Its product is annotated as pre-B-cell leukemia transcription factor-interacting protein 1. The transcript is spliced from 11 exons. NCBI's taxonomy places the organism in Eukaryota, Metazoa, Chordata, Actinopteri, Cypriniformes, Cyprinidae. Bases 391 to 2703 code for a protein of 770 amino acids. The record is from RefSeq and is a predicted model, not a curated record.